Hippocampus zosterae (dwarf seahorse) is the source of this 3918-nucleotide messenger RNA. RefSeq names its product shootin 3 (gene shtn3). The transcript has 17 exons. Bases 236 to 2221 code for a protein of 661 amino acids. The record is from RefSeq and is a predicted model, not a curated record. Lineage: Eukaryota; Metazoa; Chordata; Actinopteri; Syngnathiformes; Syngnathidae.
GUGCACGUGCUCGUGCGCUUGUGUGUCAAUGUGUGUGUGGUGUUAGUGGUGGUGGUGGCAGGGCUGGGGUUUUGCCGGCUGCAGCGGUCCUCGAGGUGCCUUCUCAUCCCUCCUCCACGAGAACGAACGAAGACAUCUGGGCCGGCGGAACCGGGCUUCUUUUAUCCCUUUCAUACUGUCCCAUCCAACUAUUGCAUUUCUUUUGGUUUCUAACUAAAAAUACGUCCAUCAACAAAUGCUUUCCGCCUCGUCGACAUUGCCGGUGGAAGGAUGCGAAGAGGAGGAGAAGGACGCGCACAUGCAGACGGAGUGCAGCAGACUAACAGAGCAGAGGGACGAGGCCGAGAGACAACUCAAGCACAUCAAGAGGGUGUCUCAGAUGGUGAUCGAGGAGGUGAGCGUUUUGCAGACACAACUGGAGAUUGAGAAGUCAUGUCGAGAGAACGCCGAGGCGCUCGCCACCAAGCUGAACAGCGAGAACAGAAAGUUGAAGUACGUGGGCCUAUCGUCGCGGGCGACGUGCCUGGACGAGCUGCUUCCUGGCAUCUCUGACUGCGUCGCCAUGGAGACCGACAACGCCGAGACGGCCGACGACAAUGAUGAUGCAGUGCCCGACGCCUUUGAGCGCUACCGACAGCAGGUCAAAGAGUUGCGGGAAGCAGUGAGCAGCCUGCUGGAGGAGAAAAAGAACUUCCUAUGCCAGAUUGACGACCAGCGGCGAAGAAUCGAGGAACUCGUCGACAAGUCGGCGCGAGACGAGAGAGAUGCGAAGGAACUUCGCCACACCGUGGAGCGGCACAGCAAAACCAUCGAGAGCUUCAACAGAGUAUCGAUGAUGGCGACGCAGGAGUACGAGGACAUGAAGGAGCAGCUGGAUUUGGAGCAGAGCCUUCGUGUCAAAGCCGAGACAUAUGCACACCAGAUGCUGGUGAAGCAGAAGGAGGCCAAUCGUCAGAGCGCGCUUCUGCUGCAGAGUGCCGAGCCAGCCCUGCAGCUGCUAAGCGCCUUGGAAGAGGUCGCCGUCCUCACCAAGACGCUGGAGGACGAGCGGUUGCAGCAUCAGCGACAGGUGUGUGAGCUGCAGGCCGAACUGGACGACAGCGUCGUGAAGAAGAAUCUCGAGAGCGUGCAGAGACAAGCGGAGCUGCUGGAGGAGGAAAAGAAAGACAUGCAGGGACGACUGGAACAGAUGGAGAAGGACAACCAACAGCUGCAAACGCAACUCCAGUUGCUUCAGAGGGUCGCUAUGACUACCAACACUCCUACACCCCCUCCUCCACCUCCUCCCCCUCCUGCUCCCAUGGCCCCUGGUGUGGCCUCGCCCCCAGUUCCCCUCCCACAGCCUCCGCCCCCGCCCCCUCCUCCGCCUCCUCCCCCUCCUCCGCCUCCCCCGUCCAGAUGCAACCCCCUCAGUUCUCUGAUUGCCAUCAUGAGGAAGACGUCCAAAGGAUCCAAAACGCCUUUGAAGGUGGAGCAGCCGGCAGCAUCUGAUGAUGCAGUGAAGGUGAAGGCCGUCAACGAGAUGAUGGAGCGUAUCAAACAUGGCGUAGUGCUGCGGCCAGUCAAGAGUCAAGACAGCAAGCAGCAGAGAGUUGCCGUCAAACAACCUCCAACCAGCGAGGAGAAAUCUCAGGAGAGUGCCAUGGAUGAACUCAAAGGCAUCCUGGAGACGGUGAAGCGCAGUCCCAGCCGAGGCUCCCAGGAGGCGCCGUCACCAACGGGGAAGAAGGACAGCGAACUGGAGGUUAUCCUGAGAAGACGGCGAAACAAGGCAGGAGAGACCGGAUCUGGAGACGAGCGUGAUGGUCAUCUGAGUCACGUGUCAUCCUGCGACAGUUUGAACGGCAGAUGCGCCAGCAGCGAGUCGGGAAAAGAUAUGGAUGGUUCUGUCACACCGUCUAACCCCACGUUGGCCUCACGGCCGGUUGGGGAGAGGCGAGGAUCUGGUCCUGGACCCGUGGUGGUCAGGAGGAGGAGCUCGGACAAAUCGGGAACCUGGCAAGAAAGACAAUCCGGUAGCUCUGUGUCGGAAAAAGACACGGCCGACGACACUCCUGUCCAAAAUGGCUGCGAGCACAGUAUUAUUGAAGAUGCCACCACAGCAAAGACGUCCAUCCGGUCCAAUGGUGUUGACCAUGGUGAGGGCACGCGCUCUGCCACCUUUGUCGUGGGCGACAUGAAUGACGGUGACACAGAGAGCCACAGCCAGGGAGCGUUCUGAGAAUAUUUGCCUAAUAUGCACGAUUGAAUCACAAACAAUGCACUGACGCUGUUCUAUUUUAUUAUUUUUUUGGGAAGGAGACGUGAGGUUUUGCUCGAGUUCAUACUAGGAGCCUAAAAGGCUGAAAUGCUAACAUGCUAGCGACCAUAGCCUGUUAGGUCACAUGACUGACAUUAUUUGAAACACAGAUGCAAUUGAACACCUAUUAACUCAUAAAACAAACAAUCCAAAGACUGCUGUACAUUUGUUUCCAACAAACACAUGAGGUUUUUUUUUUUUGCUAACAUGCUAACAAUGAUAAUCUGAUUUGUCACAUUUCCAUGGAGAUGCACGCUAACACUACAACAUUAUUUCAUACAACAAACAAUCCACAGAGACUGGCUGUACCUCUUUUUAAAAACAGCAGAACAUGUGAGUUUUUGUUCCAUGCUAACGACCACUUCCUGUUCGGUCACAUGACUGACAUAUUGCACACACUUCAACCCUUACGUUAGCUCAACAAACAAAGCAUUGAGGAUUAACUGCUACUGCUUAUGUUAACGCGACAAUCUGACAUGAUUAAGGAGAUAACAUACAUCACAUCACAACAUAAUGGCACCUCCUGCUGGCCAAUGACAGUAAUGCUAGCUUUAAAUAAAAAAGGGCCUUUCAAAAUAUUUUUGUCACAUUAUUUUAGUGAAACUUUUUGUUGCCUUUCAUAUGUUUUUUUUUGGGUGAGAUGUGUGUUUUCACGUAAUGCAGGCUAACUUUUUUUUUGGGUGGUGCAAAUGAUGCCUUGGUCUCACUUUGUGUCGGUGUGUUGUGUUAAAACCAAUCUCAACAUUUUGAGAUUAUGAAACAAUAAUUAUUGGGGGUCGAUUAUAUGUAUUGUUUUUUUCCAGAACAAAAUUCAGGACGGAUAAGCAAAAGAUGUAAAAGGUGCAUUCCUUACCAUACACUGAUUGACCAUUUUAUUGGGAACGUCUUCGACAGCCUAAUAUUCAUCCAUCCAUUUUCUAUAACCAAAGCCUUGUUUAGUACGCAAGUUAUGCUUUGGUGCCGUCUAUGGGCAUGAACCAAACUUUUAGGGGUGCUGUCAAAUACUAGUAGAAACUUAUUUGAACCCUUUUUCUUCUUUCUACCCCCAAUUUUGCUGCUGUAAACUUCCCCAGUGCGGGACAAAUAAAGGAUAUCUUAACUUUGUCUUGAAACACUAAACCCAGGCCUGAAACCCAAUUUGAAACACGAACUAUUGUUUGAAAGCCAAUUUUUUUGUAUGAAACCCAUUUCAAAACUCGGUGUAUGGUGUACCUAAUGAAGUGUCUAUUAAGCAUCUUUUUUGAGGGACUUGCGUGCAGUUGCUUCUCGGCGACCUCACUUCAGGUGAAAACGUCUUCCGUCUUGCCAAGAUGUCAGCAAUGCCUCACUUUGAUUUUGUUAUGUUUGGAAUAACUUGGCAUCAUCCAGCAAAUGACUUUUGUGGAAAUUAGUUUAUUUGAUUGGUUGGACAUGACGAGAGCCUCUUAUGCAUAGUCGAGGACUCCUACAGGCUUCUCACACACAGCUCCCGCUGCCAUUUUUUUGGAACAUUUACACUUCACUUUGGGUGACUCGAUGUCGUGUGUGUUUGGGAUAUAUACAUAAAUAUAUGGAGUGUUUUUAAAUUUUCAUGUAACCAUCACUUGAAAAGUUGAAAUAAAUUGCAAUGCAAACUACAA